AUGGCGCGGGCCGGGCUUUUGGCCAGCGCGGCAGCCCUGGCGAAGCUCCACCAGGGAUCCCUGGCACGCUGUGACGCGCCGCCGCCGUCGCCCGCGGCCAGUCUCAAAGGCGGAACUUGUCCGCGCAGCGGCCUGCGCUACUUCGCGGCCCGGAGCCGGCCGCCGGAAGCCUCCUCGUGUCGCAGCGCGGCCCUGGAGGCGUUGCAUGCCUUUGCUCUGGCCGAAAGCCACGGGAAAGACGGAGGCGAGGCAGCCUCGAAAGCGGCGAAGGCUCUGCCCGUGCUCACAGCGCGGGCGUUUGCCGAGGGUGUUGCUCAGGUGCCCCACUGGGUCUGGACCGGUCCUGACGGAGCUCUGCUGGAGGAGGAGGAAGCUGCUGCCAGAGCAUGGGCGGAGGCCCUUAGUGUGGCCUUCGCCCGCUGCGACGAAGAGCUGGGGGAGGAGCCGGUCUCAGCCGUGCUGUGCAUCGUUGCAAGGAGUGGAAUCUACAUCUCCAGCGUUGGCAUUUCGCGCUGCGUCAUCGGAACGGAGGCAGACCAGGGUGACACAGUCUACUGCGACGAGGCAUCCGUGCCGCAUGAUGCCAACAACGCCGCCGAGCUCGCGCGCGUGAAGGAUGCAGGUGUCGCAGUCGUGCCACCAGUGCUACGUUUCCUGGGCGGCAGGAUGCGCAAAGCAUCGCAGCCAGGCCUCAUCAGCCUUCCGGACGUGGUUCGGGCCAGGCACCCUCUCGCGGGCCGAUGCUUCGUGUUGCUCGGCACGUCGAAUCUCUGGACGAAGGGCCCUCGCUUGCCGGUGCACUGGGCAGUGCAGGCCUUCCGCGAAGGGUCAUGUCCGGCCUCCGCAUGGGUUCGCCGAGCUGGUGUCGGAGAGGAGGAUGCGGCGGCCAUGGUGCUGGUGCUUCCCCCUGGCUUGGCAGAAGAGGACAGCCCGCUGCCCAACCACGGCGAUGUGACAUGA
This is a messenger RNA of Symbiodinium natans, 960 nucleotides long. The record is from the annotation of a GenBank genome assembly. Lineage: Eukaryota; Dinophyceae; Suessiales; Symbiodiniaceae.